This is a messenger RNA of Penicillium angulare, 1299 nucleotides long. RefSeq lists its product as uncharacterized. The coding region runs from base 1 to 1299 and encodes 432 amino acids. The record is from RefSeq and is a predicted model, not a curated record. The transcript has a single exon. Lineage: Eukaryota; Fungi; Ascomycota; Eurotiomycetes; Eurotiales; Aspergillaceae.
AUGAAGCAUAUCUUUGAUGUCAUCAUCGUCGGCAUGGGCCCUGCUGGCCUUGCCGCUGCCGCUAAACUCGAGGAGUCGGGUCUUGACUUUGCCAUUCUCGAUUCAGGAAAGCCCGCCUCCAAGCGAGACCGAUACGAUGCCACAGACGCCACGAGCGGUCACGGCGGUGCUGGACUAUUCUCCGACGGAAAAUUCUCUUUCUUUCCCUCUGCAACUGAGUUGUGGACACUUGAAGAUCAAAAGGCCUUGAAAGAAGCCUAUACAUGGACCUGUAACAGGCUCGGUGCUGCGGGCCUCGAUACACCACCAUUCCCUGAAAGCCCAAAGGAUUACUCGUACAAAGGUCCUGAUGGCUUGAAAGACUUGGACUUCGUCUUGAAGGCAUAUCCAUCCGAUUAUCUUUCUUUGGAGGCACGGAUGAAUUUGAUCGAUGACAUGGUUGGCCGUAUUCGAGGCCAGAUUUUCAAUGAGUGUCUCGUUCAGGACGUCCAAUACGAUUCUAAAGCAGACGAAUUCACAUUGAAGGUGGCCGAUCUUGGCAAAAACAACAGCCGCGCUUUAUCUGAACUUUGCGCUCGUCGAAUCAUCAUUACAACAGGUCGCUUCGGACCGCUAGGCAACGGCCUAAUGAACCUCACAGAGCACGCCAACUUCCGUCGCCUGGAAGUUGGCUUCCGCAUUGAACAAUCCAGUGAUCGGGCUUUCUUCCGUGAUAUGAAGCAGCUUGAUCCUAAGCUUCGUUUCCAGGAGACCGAAAAGGGCAUGGAGUGGCGUACUUUCUGUGUUUGUCGACAGGGAGAAACAGUUCUGACUGAGACAAAGGGUCUGUACACUGUUUCUGGACGUUCGGACUGUCCCCCAACCGGUCGGUCGAAUUCUGGAUUCAACACAUUGAUCCUUGACGAAAACACAGCCAAGGACUUAACCUUACCUGCUAUCAAGGCUAUGAUGAAGCCUGAUUCUCACUUUGAACUUCCUAUGACUGGUCUUCUACAAGAAGAUGAGUGUGUCACUGGGCAGUUUGACAAGAUCUACGGUCGUGAGCUGCGUCUCGCCAUGACCAAAGGAUUGUCGCGUCUUGCUAAGAAGUUCCCCGAUCUUGGCACGGAUGAGAAUGCUAAGUUGAUCGGUCCUACCUUGGAGGGAGUUGGAUGGUACCCUAAAGUAUCUGGUCAUUUGAAGUUGUUGGAUACCCCUGCUUAUGUUUCUGGAGAUGCUUGUGGUUUGUUCCGUGGUAUUGUUGCUGCUAUGAUUAGUGGACAUUAUUCUGCCGCUUCUCUUAUGGAGGAGAUGGUUUGA